CAUCUUUUUAUUGGAGGGGAGGAGGCCAACGCAGCGCUGUGGAUCUAGUAUCUGUGUUGCUACAGCAACACAUAUUAAAUUACAAAGGUGGACUUUACACUGGGGCGGAGGACAGACGUCGGCUUCAUACAGUAAAACUCCUUCCUGAAAAGAAACGCAGCAACUGCUCAAAUGGCUAAAUUCUUCACACCAGUUCAGAUCAAUGAGAUCAAGGAGUGUUUCUCCUUGUAUGAUAAGAAGCGAAAGGGCAAGAUCGAUGCCAGAGACCUGAUCACGGUCAUGCGCUGUCUGGGGACGAGCCCCACGCUCGGCGAAAUUGAAAGACAUCUACAAGUUCACAAAAUCGAGAAGACGGGCGAGCUCGACUUCUCCACGUUCCUGACGAUGAUGCACAGACAAAUGCAACAGGAGGACCCCAAGACAGAAAUCCUGGAGGCCUUGAGGAUGACGGACAAACAGAAGAAGGGGUACAUUCAGGCGUCGGAGCUGCGGGCAAAGCUCACCAAGCUCGGGGAGAAACUCACAGACAAAGAGGUGGACGAUCUCUUCAGAGAGGCGAACAUCAGGUCCAACGGGAUCAUCAACUACGAAGAGUUCACCCAGAUGGUGACGCUGCCGCCCGUGGAUUAUUAGGUUCAUCCUCUGGAGAGAGAAGCGACCUCACAGGCUUAGCGUGUCCAUGUGUAUGUUUAGACAUGAGCUAACGGCGUGUGCAGAGCUCCACGUGCUGCUGUGUCCACACUAACUCAUCUUCUGAAUGCUUUUCACUGUGUUUUCACUGGAAACGGGGCUUUGGCCGAAGCAGAACCUUCCGCCUCCUCUCUUUCCAUGUGUCACUGUCAGUUUUCCACAUGGUUUUAUCCUUCACUCUCUUCCUACAUUAAGCCUGUGAUAA
Molecule: messenger RNA, 895 nt
Organism: Betta splendens (Siamese fighting fish)
Lineage: Eukaryota; Metazoa; Chordata; Actinopteri; Anabantiformes; Osphronemidae
Gene: calml4a
Product: calmodulin-like 4a
Exons: 5
Coding region: 172-633 (153 amino acids)
Cellular component (GO): myosin II complex
Molecular function (GO): calcium ion binding
Source: RefSeq, a predicted model, not a curated record